UCUGACAUUUUCUGGUUGAGCUGUUUCACCUCCACCCCUUCUCCCUCAACGGGAUAGGGAAGUAAGUCCUGGAUUCAGAACUCUGCCCUGCCCUACACUACCUCAUUCUCUCUUCACAGGCUGGUUCACAGCGGUCACUGCAGAUGCACCUUGAAGACAUAAGGUGCCAGACCCAAGUCAUGAUCCUGCGAGUCAUCUCCCUGGCUGCCCUUCUGAGUCCCCAUGGAACUGGGGCCAUCAGGGUGGGCCACGUGUCAACGUAUGUCCAGUUUGUCCAGACACACAGACCCUCUGGAGAGUACAUGUUUUAGUUUGGUGAGGAUGAGCAGUUCUAUGUGGAUCUGGAUAAGAAGGAGACCAUCUGGCAUCUGCCAGAGUUUAUUCGUGCCUUCAACUUUGAUGCUUGGAGGGGUACUGCUGACAUUGUCACGGCAAAGAAGAACCUGAACACUCUGAUCCAACGGUCCAACCACACCAGGGCCACAAAUGAGCCACCUGAGGUGGCCGUGUUUCCCAAGGAGCCUGUGGAGCUUGGACAGCCCAACACCCUCAUCUGCCAUGUGUACAAGUUCUUCCCACCUGUGCUCAAUGUCACAUGGCUGUGCAAUGGGCAGACGGUCACCAAAGGUGUGGCUGAGAGCAUCUUCCUGCCUAGCACAGAAUUCAGGUUCCACAAGUUCCACUACCUGACCUUCAUUCCCACGGCUGAAGAUGUCUAUGACUGCAAGGUGGAGCACUGGGGCUUGGACCAGCCACUCCUUCAGCACUGGGAGGCCCAGGAGCCUAUCGAGGUGCCUGAGACAAUGGAGACUGUGGUCUGUGCCCUGGGCCUGGUGGUGGGCGUGGCAGGCAUCAUCACUGGCACCAUCAUCCUGAAGACCAGGAGGCCCGACAACAUCCCUGGGUGCAGGGGCCCCUGUGAGUUAUCCCAGAGCUGGGAUCAUUAUUUCCGCAUCAUACAGAGCGGGAAGCAGACACGAGGAGGGUGA
Molecule: messenger RNA, 989 nt
Organism: Leopardus geoffroyi (Geoffroy's cat)
Lineage: Eukaryota; Metazoa; Chordata; Mammalia; Carnivora; Felidae
Product: HLA class II histocompatibility antigen, DP alpha 1 chain
Exons: 4
Biological process (GO): immune response; positive regulation of T cell activation; immunoglobulin production involved in immunoglobulin-mediated immune response
Cellular component (GO): membrane; MHC class II protein complex
Molecular function (GO): MHC class II protein complex binding
Source: RefSeq, a predicted model, not a curated record